UGGAAUUUUCCCUCCCACAAAUUCUAUUGGCUGUUCAUGGCAGCUUGAUCGUUUAAAUCUUGAUGCUGUCCUUCCUCUCCAGCUCAGCACAGUGCUGCUUCAAACAACAGUCUGGGGUCUCGAGUUUUUGAGGCAAAAAAACAUGAGGUCAAAGCAGGGAAUCAUUGUGUGUCUGACAGCCCUUCUGACAGCGAUCUGUGAUGCAGGGCCCCCGACUUUAUCUGUGACCACCGUUAAGCAAGAGCCGUACACAAUGCCCAAGGGCACCGAGCUGGAGGGGUACUGCAUGGACCUGCUCUCGGAGCUUUCAAAGAAGCUGAACUUCAAGUACAACGUGCACCUGGUGAAGGACGGCAACUACGGGCGGCAGGAUGAGCGCGGCAACUGGAAUGGGAUGAUCGGGGAGGUGCUGAGAGGGGAGGCGGACCUAGCUGUGGCUCCGCUGACGCUGACCGCCACUCGCGAGAAGUUUGUGGACAUGAGCAAACCCUUCAUGCAGACGGGAAUCAGCUUCAUCCUUCACAAAGACAUGCGCUCCAGCGAUCCAGACUUGUUCAGCUUCCUCAGCCCCUUCUCCACGGAGACCUGGGUCGGCAUCCUGGUCGCAUACCUGGUGACAGGAGUGUGCAUCUACGUCGUCUCCAGGCUGAGUCCGUGCGAGUGGAGCGAGCCCCAGACGGAGGAGAACAGCUUCUCGCUCAUGCACAGCCUCUGGUACACAGCCGGGGCCGUCGCCUUGCAAGGCGCUGGGCCCCACCCCAAGGCCCUUUCUGGACGCGUGAUCGUCGCCAUCUGGUGGUUCUUUGCAGUAGUACUCCUCGCUAGUUACUUUGCUAACUUGAGCUCCGCUCAGCAGUCGGACAAACCGCAGGUUUCCCUGGCGACCUUCGAGGACCUCGCCAAUCAGGAUAUGGUUGAAUACGGAACCCUCAGUGCCUCUUCCACCAUGACGUUCCUUAAGAAUUCCAACAACCUAUUGUAUCGCAGGAUCUAUGAGAAUAUGGAGAGAAAAAAAAGUUUAGUAUCAUCAUUUGAUGAGGGAAUCCGCAGGGCGCAGAAGGGUAACUACGCCUUCAUCGGAGAGUCCGUGUCCCUGGACCUGGCGGUGUCACGCUACUGCAACCUGGUCCGCAGCCGUGAGGUGAUCGGAAUGAGGGGGUACAGCAUCGUGGGGCCUAUAGGCUCACCCAUGAUGAAGAAUGUCAGUGUGGCCAUUCUGCAGCUGAGCGAGGCCGGCGAGCUGGACUUCCUGCGCAACAAGUGGUGGUCCAACAGCUGCGUGCAGGAGGGGUCCGGGGCCUCCUCGGUGCACCCACACUGCCUGAAGGGAGCGUUUGUGGUGCUGGGCCUGGGCCUGGGCCUCGGGGUGAUGCUGGCCCUGCUGGAGCUCAUCUCCAGCUCCCGGAAGAGUGCCAAAGAGCAAAAGAAAAAUUGCUGUUCCGUGCUGUCGGCAGAGCUGAGUCAGCGUCUGGGGACGAGUGGAGCUCAGAAGACACAGGAGACCACAGACAAAAGCAAACCAUAAGCACCUGGCCUCCAUUAAAACAAUACAUACUAACCAGGCCUGAAAAUGCAGUUGCCGAUUUAUUCAUGACUGUUCCAUUAACCUCUCUUACAAGUGGACGCUUCUCAACACUCUGUAGGAAGCCUGUCAGAACCUGUGGAACUUUUCAGAAGUGAGCUGAUUAGUCUGAGUACAGGAUACGCUGUAAUAUCUCACUCCUGUUAUAUUUUGCAUGUGUUUAUAUUACGUUCAUUUUUUAUUGUUGUUAUUAACAGAAUUUGCCACGUAUGAGCUGCGGGAUUCUUGUUUUGAUAUUCCUGUGUUUUUGAUGCACUAAACAAUAAAAUCUGUGUUAUGUGGAUAAAAA
Messenger RNA from Brienomyrus brachyistius, 1871 nucleotides. RefSeq lists its product as uncharacterized. Gene Ontology annotation, cellular component: dendritic spine; plasma membrane; postsynaptic membrane. Bases 143 to 1525 code for a protein of 460 amino acids. The record is from RefSeq and is a predicted model, not a curated record. NCBI's taxonomy places the organism in Eukaryota, Metazoa, Chordata, Actinopteri, Osteoglossiformes, Mormyridae. Gene Ontology annotation, molecular function: transmitter-gated monoatomic ion channel activity involved in regulation of postsynaptic membrane potential; AMPA glutamate receptor activity. Gene Ontology annotation, biological process: modulation of chemical synaptic transmission; monoatomic ion transport; synaptic transmission, glutamatergic. The transcript has 10 exons.